Pocillopora meandrina is the source of this 2628-nucleotide messenger RNA. The record is from the annotation of a GenBank genome assembly. NCBI's taxonomy places the organism in Eukaryota, Metazoa, Cnidaria, Anthozoa, Scleractinia, Pocilloporidae.
AUGAUUACUGAGCAGUGGACAUUGGGUACUAAAAAUGCUGUAGGAAUCAAUAUGGCUUCCAAAGUGAGGUCACGACUCAAAUUUUUGUCUCCUCAUGUUGAUGAGAAAGUAUUUAAAAGUCUGCAAAAGCGUAUAUCACCACGGAAAACAUCCAAGGCACUAGAAUCUGUGAAAGGUGGGUCUCGCGAGAGGGUUGAGGAUGCUUUUAAAGGCCUCAAAUGGUGUCGUUUCUGUUCAGAAGAUAUUGUUGUACAUUGUAAACUUGCUUGUAGGUUAUCAACAAGCUUAUGCAGCAAGGUCGAUGUACUACUGUUUUUUAAAGAGCAGACUAUUUCGUAAGCUGCAGUAAAGGGUGCUCUCCACGAAAAUCCCAUGUCGAAUUCUUAAAAAAACUUUAAUGCCUUUUCCUGUCUUUAUAUGCAAAUCAGUUUAACUGGACAGAACAGAACGUUUUAUUGACUCAGUAUUAAUGUAUUAAAUUAGAUUUUAAUAAUUGAUUUAAACAAUAUCAGAUGGUGACAUUCCAUUUUUGGCACCUAUUCCAAUAGGAUGGUCCCUUACAUUUACUAUGAGGAUGCAACUGAGGGUUUUUGAGGCACAACCUGUAACAAUGAAUUAGUGACGAGAAUUGUGUCUCCUGUUUUCAGAAAAAAAAAUUAUAAAAUGGGUACCUUAUUCCACAGAAAGGAGUUAUUCCAAAAGCACUUCAAAACAAAUGCAAAUUAAAAGAUUAUGGCUUUUUUAUUUAUUUACAUAGAAGGAGAUGAGACCAUUGCAGUAUCUCAGCAAGAGGUCAGUGUUGAUGGGCAGCCUUUAUCAGCACAAAACAAAGAGAAACUUGUUCAAAAGAAGAAACCAAAGGUACAGUCAAUCCUGUGCUAGAUUGUUUCAAUAGAAAAUCAGUUUGUUUGAGAGAUAAACAGGAACAAACAAAUUUUUCUUUUAACAGGGUGACAAACAAAAUAUACAUAUAUAAGAAAGUGCCAUCUUCAUGUAUUUCCAAGAAUUAAUAUUAUUAGCCUCAGACAUGCAGGUGGGAAUUGAACUAAGAACUAUGUAGAACAAGUAGUAGAGUGGAGGAUUUGAAAGUGGAAUUUGUGUACAUCAAACCAGCACUCUAAACCUCCCAGCCACACUGCCUCCUUUUAGGUGAACACAAUUUCAAUUACUUUGUGAAUUGUACUUUUUUCAGAUAAGAGUGAAUAUUAACGAGUGGUACCGUAAGAACACUUCAUUGCUAGACGUUGAGUCAAUCUACCAGACACGCCCAAAUGCUAAAACAGCCUUGGUGGGCACACAACCUGAACCCCGCUUUAUUUGGAAAGAAAAGGACUGGCCCAAUGGGUUCCCUGAUUCUCCAGAAGAGGCCAGCACAGAUGUGGUGACUUUCUUAGAGCAGAGAGACUGCUAUCGUCGACUGCAGGCACUUGGUGUCAAAAACUUUUGUGUUGGUAGUAUUGUAGCUGUGACUAGGUCAGAUCCUCUCAUUGCAAAAGGAAAAGUCAGGUGAGUGUUUGUUUCUUUAUGAGCACAAAAAAUGUUAAAACAAAAACAACAUUGCAAUAAGCUAACAAAACCAAAACCUUAGGUAAAAAGCUGUCACCGAGGAUGAAUGAAGUUGUGCAGAAGGAAAAAUACAAAUAAUAUUUUUAAGACUUCAGCAGCAUUUGAUCAGUGGGUAGUAUCAAUUUUUAUCACAUGGCUUGGUGGUCUUGAGGUAAAUUGGAAUGUUUUGAUUGGUUGUUACUAAAUCAAUAUUUUUUCCAUACUGGUCAUAAGCUGUGUAUUUUUGUUCACGAAGGCCAGUAAAUUCAAAAUAAACAAGUUGAGUCCAAGUGCCAUAUAAUAAACUACUCACUAACCUCUCUUGCUCCAGCCAUACUGGGGAAUAUUGGCCCUUUGUUGUUUUUUUUGGACAGACCUUACUGUGCUCAGGCCCUACAAAAACAUCCGCAGGCCAAUGUUCCUUAGUACCACCCUCACACUCAGUUAGUGAGAAGUUGAUCAUUCUGUUGGUCAAUAAUCAUGGUUCAAAAAAAGAGGCUAGUGUUCUUGGGACUGCAAAUAUUCUGCAAAGUUUUGAUACUUGUACCUUCAUGAUGGGUGGCUCUUUACCAGAAAGAAAGCAAUUAGAUGAAAUUGUUAGUCAGAAUAGAUAUCCAUUAUUAAUUAGAACUAACUAGGAAGAAUUCUUAAGGUCAAAGUUAAAUUUUGAUGCAACAUUAUUUGACAAAUUAAUGAAUGAAUUGUAGGGUUUUUUUUCUUACAAAGUUUUUUUCUCUCGUUUCCUUCAGGCUUGUGGGUAUCUGUAUUUACAAAAGUCGUUGGCAAAAUUCCUUAGGCGCCACCUUUACUUUACGCAACGUAAUAGACGGUGAACCAAUGGAGGUGAACUUUCAGUUGUUCUCGCCACUUAUUCAAAGCAUCGAGGUCCUUAAGCACGAGACAAGAGGGGAGGAUGCCCUGUGGUACCUAAGGGACUACCCUCCCUCUAUGAGCACGGUGAAUGAGAAAAUGAAGCCACUGCCGUACACGAAAGAACCCUUGGAGUAUGUUGAAACUGAAGAGACUAAGCGGGAAGUUGAGAAGUGGUUCGAGCAAAUCUGGAGAAAGAAAAAGAAGUAUUAA